Messenger RNA from Acomys russatus (golden spiny mouse), 1014 nucleotides. RefSeq names its product pancreatic triacylglycerol lipase-like. The transcript has 8 exons. The coding region runs from base 1 to 1014 and encodes 337 amino acids. NCBI's taxonomy places the organism in Eukaryota, Metazoa, Chordata, Mammalia, Rodentia, Muridae. Gene Ontology annotation, molecular function: lipase activity; protein binding. The record is from RefSeq and is a predicted model, not a curated record.
AUGACUCUAAUAGCUAAGGUUAUGCCCCAACAUGCUGAAGAGAUUCGGGAGAAAAGGAUCCUCACAGAAGAAGAGGGGCUAGAAUACCUGGCUAAUAUACACCGCCUUACCCACCUAGGGCCCAAAAAGAUGACAGAACUGGUCAAUAAGUCUCCCUAUCACAUCCCCAGACUACAAAAGACAGCAGAGGAUCUGGUAAUUGGGUCGGACAACGGGCCUGCCUUCGUCGCCCAGAUGCUGCCGCUGUGGACCUUUGCGGUGCUGCUGGGAGCCGUAGCCAGUGAGAGAAGAUACGUGUGCAGAAGGGAUAGGCUGGCCGUGUGGCUCUUCCCAGAAGGCUGUGACAGCCCCAUGGCCUGGUCGAGAACUGGGGGCUCUGUGGUCUGUCAUCAUUCAAGAAGCGACAGGUGUGAUACAGACAGCAUCGUCAACCCUACUGGCGUGGCUGGGAUCUCUUGCGCCUCAUACAGUGAUCUUGCUUUGGCAAGUAGCUGCAUUUCAAUGAAAGGCCCGUGGGUGGGGGGAGGAUGCCCACAGACGGGCAGGUAUGCUGACAGGUAUUCUGGGAAAACAAGCAGAGCCAGCCAGAAAUGUCACCUAAGCACUGGUGAGGCCGGUAAUUUUGCUCGCUGGAGGUACCAGGUGGCUGUCACCUUGUCUAGACAGAAAGUCAUAGGACACAUACUGGCUUCCCUAUUUGGAAAUAGAAAGGACUCUAAGCAGUAUGAAAUUUUCGAGGGCUCUCUCCAACCUGGAAAGACUCUUACCCAUGAGAUUGACUCUUAUGUGGAUGCUGGAGAUUUACAGAAGGUUAGAUUUAUUUGGUACAACAGUGUGAUCAGCCCAACUCUACCCAAAAUGGAAGCAUUGAAAAUUACAACAGAGAGAGAUGGUGGCAGAGUGUUCAACUUCUACAGCUCCAACACCAUGAGGGAGGAUGUACUGCUCACCCUGACCUCAUGUGAAGAGCCUGUUGACAAGGGACCACAACGUGUAGCUGCUAAUAAAACCUAG